CAGUCCUUUAAUAGCCAGCUAGCAGGCAACAGCUGGUAAUAUUUCUGAUUAGUGUUUCUACUUAGCAGAUGAAGCCGGUUUAAUUUAUAAACUAAUACAGGUUAAAACCAAAUAAAAUUGAUUUAUUUAAUGUGGUGUUAGUGAAAAAUACAUAGAAAAUAUAACAGCAAAUACAACCCUACAUCUGUUUAAAUAUAGGUGCAGUGUUUGUUUUUUUAACACACGUGAAGACAAAAAAAUAAAAGAUCUACAAAAUAAUUUAUGACAGAGGGAAUCUAAAAAUCAUUUUUCGAAAAUGUUCCCUUGGCAUGUGAAGAUAGAUGAGGAAGUUAAAAGAUAUCCUGAUCUGAAGUUAGAGGAUAUCCACACCAUUAGACAGUGGAUGAAAUCCCAGCCACAUUUACCUACAAUUGAUGACGAAGUGAUAGGCCAAUUCAUCUAUGCCUGCUAUUUUAAUCUGGAGCAAACGAAACGCACAAUAGAGACCUGCUAUACGUAUAAGGCUUCAAUGCCAGAAUUUUCAAAAAAUUGGGAUGUCACGUCUCCUAGUGUAGCAGAUGCCGGCGAAAAUUUACACAUUGUUCUCCUACAGGCUUGGACAAUGAUGGAAAUCAGGUGAUACUAUGUAAGCUAAACAAUAUGGCGGCUUCCCAAUAUGUAUUCAGCGAAUGUAUCAAGUGGAUUAUGAUGACUGUAUUUCUAUGUCAGCUGGAAAACGGUAUCAGACCAGGGUUCACUAUCGUCUAUGAUGCAGAUGGCUUUGGAAUGACACAUUUGUUCAAAAAUCCACUCAAUCAAGUCAAAAACUACAUUGCUUUUGGACAGAACGCUUCAAAUAUCAGGGUAACUGGUAUAAGAUUCAUAAAUUCAAGCAUUGUAAUAAAGAAGCUAAUAAGCUGGCUAAGGCCGUUCUUGAAUCAGGAAGUCAUGAAGAUGCUGAGUGUUCACACAGUAGCGGAUGAAUAUUUCAAAGAUAUUCCAAGAGAAAUAGUUCCUUCAGAUUAUGGUGGAGAUGGACCUUCAUUAGAGGAAUUAACAAAAAGUCAACGCGAGAAAAUGCUCAAAAUCAGAGAUCUACUGAUUGUUCAGGAACAAAUGUGCUGCGAUGAAACGAAGAGGGUGAAUGGUAAGAACAAGAAGAUUAACAAAGAGGAUGGAGACUACGAAACAGCGAGUGAAGAGGAAGAGAAAACUACGAAGAAGGAGAAGGAGAAUAAAAUAGAAACGACUCCUACAUUUGCUGGUUUAACCUUGGACUGAGAAACUGGUUUCAAAAUUAGUUUUGUAUCAAAUACUGAGUUCCGUAUCAAAUGAGUUUUGUAUCAAAUGAGUUGUGUAUCAAAUGCUGACUUCCGUAUCAAAUGAGUUUUGUAUCAAAUACUGAGUUCCGUAUCAAAUGAGUUUUGUAUUAAAUACUGAGUUCCGUUUCAAAUGAGUUGAGAUCUGUAUCAAAUGAGAUGUAUAAUAUUAUUAUGAAAUGAGUUGUGUAUCAAAUACUGACUUCCGUAUCAAAUGAGUUUUGUAUCAAAUACUGAGUUCCGUAUCAAAUGAGUUUUGUAUUAAAUACUGAGUUCCGUUUCAAAUGAGUUGAGAUCUGUAUCAAAUGAUAUGUAUAAUAUUAUUAUCAAAUGAGUUGUGUAUCAAAUACAGAGUUCCGUAUCGAAUGAGUUCUGUGUCAAAUGAGAUGUAUAAUAUUAUUAUCAAAUGAGUUGUGUAUCAAAUACUAAGUUCCGUAUCAAAUGAUUUAAGUUUUGUAUCAAAUAAGCUGGGUUGUUUCAAAUGAGUUUUGUAUCAAAUACUGACUUCCGUAUCAAAUACGUUGAGUUCUGUAUCAAAUGAGAUGUAUAAUAUUAUAAUCAAAUGAGUUGUUUAUCAAAUACUGAGUUCCGUAUUAAAUACGUUUUGUAUCAAAUCAGUUUUGUCUACUUAGUGCCAAUUGCACAAAAGCCGGUUAAAUUUUAACCGUGAUUAAUUACACGAAAACCAAUCAGAGAAGUCCUUUUAGAGGAGACGGCUUCUCUGAUUGGUUCCCGUGAAAUAAAUCACGGUUAAAAUUUAACCAGCUUUUGUGCAACUGGAAUACAUAUUUUGUGGUGAUGGAAUAAAACUUGGAAAGUUUAUUGAUUCAGUUGAAAUAAAAUUAACUAAAUUAAUUCAGUUGAAAUAACAGAUGUUUUCUUGUGAUGAUGAAAAGAUGGAAUAAAACUUGGAAAGUUUAUUAAUUCAGUUGGAAUUAAAUUAAUUCAGUUGAAAUAACAGAUGCUUUCUAACUGUUAAAAUAUCAACAAAGCCUGCCCAAUCAUUCCAUAAGUAUUUUAUUUAUUUCAUUCCUAUGAUUGUAUUGUGAAGUAUUAAAUAAUAUAUAAAAAUCAAAAUUUA
This is a messenger RNA of Nilaparvata lugens (brown planthopper), 2379 nucleotides long. RefSeq lists its product as uncharacterized. Gene Ontology annotation, molecular function: phosphatidylinositol bisphosphate binding. NCBI's taxonomy places the organism in Eukaryota, Metazoa, Arthropoda, Insecta, Hemiptera, Delphacidae. The transcript is spliced from 7 exons. Gene Ontology annotation, cellular component: membrane. The coding region runs from base 640 to 1260 and encodes 206 amino acids. The record is from RefSeq and is a predicted model, not a curated record.